Messenger RNA from Xyrauchen texanus (razorback sucker), 1237 nucleotides. It is a transcript of the gene calhm3, whose product is annotated as calcium homeostasis modulator 3. The record is from RefSeq and is a predicted model, not a curated record. Bases 241 to 1236 code for a protein of 331 amino acids. The transcript is spliced from 3 exons. Gene Ontology annotation, molecular function: monoatomic cation channel activity. NCBI's taxonomy places the organism in Eukaryota, Metazoa, Chordata, Actinopteri, Cypriniformes, Catostomidae.
UAGAGUGCUAACAACUGGGAAACUAUCGCUUAAUUUACUAAAACACAUUUUGAAGUCAUCGGUAUUUUUGUUUUGUUUUUUGGUUGAAUUUUGAUUUUAUAGUACAUACGUGAACAGCGCAGAUACCGCUACAACACAGCCAUUGGCGGUCAUUGUCAGAUAAGUAGCCUACAUUUUACAAAUCACCACUCUCUAAGAAUCAUAUAUUUUAGCUUAUCGCUAAAAGUGAAACUGUAAUUAAUGGAUCGUUUUAAGUUGGUUCUGCAGUAUUUCCAGUCAAAUUCCGAGUCCAUCUCCAAUGGUAUCUGUAUAAUAUUGUCCUUGAUAAGCGUCAAGCUAUACACAAGUUUUGAUUUCAAUUGCCCCUGUUUGCCGCAAUACAACAAGAUGUACGCAAUGGGGGUCAUGUUCGUACCGCCAAUUAUAUUGUUCUGUUUGGGAGUAUUAGUUAAUCGUCAUACAGGGGUGUUGAUGGAAGAAUGGGUCAGACCCAUUGGGAAGAGGACAAAGAAUCCGGCAGUGGUUAAAUUUCUGCUUUCAUCAAUGUUACAACGGGCCCUUCUGGCUCCCAUGGUCUGGAUCCUAAUGACACUCCUGGAUGGAAAAUGUUUAAUCUGCGCGUUCAGUAUGAAUGUUGACCCCAAACAUUUUACUGGCAUCCCCAACAGCACUGGCCUGGAACUGAUAAAGAUCAUGGCUAAGGUGCCCUGCAAAGAAGAUGUUAUCUUCAAGAACAGCAGUUUUCGGAAAGCUGUGUCACGAUAUGUGCGUUGUUACUCCCAAGCAAUAGGCUGGUCAGUCCUUCUCAUCCUUAUUUUUUUGGGUGCUGUGGGUCGAAUCACGAAGCCUUGCUUCAAUCACGCCACUUUCCUGCAGACCCGUUACUGGAGCAAUUACCUGGACAUGGAGCAGAAACUCUUUGAUGAGACCUGUGUCCUCCAUGCCAGAGACUUUGCCAGAAAAUGUGUGCUGCAGUUCUUUGAGAGCAUGCGAGAAGAUUCCACUCUGAGACUGCCCCUCUCGAGUGCACUCGGACCUGGCACAAUGCAGAAGGAAUAUGAAGAGGAAGAAGAAGAGCGUCUGCAUGGUAUAACGAGACACGAUCAAGUGGAUAAUUUGCUACAAACCUGGUACCAGUGCAAACCAGAACUGAAUGUGACCAGGAUGGCCUAUAAACCCAAAGUGUGCAUCACUUGGGAAGAUCGCAAUGGAAAAGCAUUAUUCUCUGAAGUGUGAA